AUGAAUAACAUUACUGUCCACAAUCCUCAUAAUCAACAAUUCAAUCCUGCCCUCUAUAUGAAUUCUAGACUCAGAUAUCAAAAGCACAAACUUUCUAAAUCUAAUACCAAGAAUUCUUCCCAAAUAAUAAAUGACUAGAUAUCUCCAUGGUCUUAGAUAAACUACAAAAUGGAUUCAAUUAUUAUGCCGAAUAUUAAAACCAUCGAUACUACUAACUCUAUAUCCAAGAUAUCUGAGAGAGAUGCUUAGAGCAUUCAUACCACAAUGUCCAUAAAGAGAUCGAAUUAAAAUUCAAGAGUUAAAAGGCAAAUAAAAAUGAGUAGAUAUAGUGAAAUCGUCGAAUCAGACUAGAAGUUAGUCAAUAUUGACUUAAGUGCAUAAAAAAUCAAACCCUAGCUAUUAGGAAUAGACAAAUUGCCUCCUUAAUUAACAGAAAGUGGAAUGUUGAGUCAUCAUGAUACAGGGCACUUACUAAUGCCUCAAUAUGAAUAGUUAUAGGCAAAUAACUAUAUCUCAAUGUAAUUUAACUCCAAUGUUCAAAAACAAAGCAACAACAGAUUUAGACGAAACUAUUUUUCUAGAAAUAAAUACAACAAUAAUACUAAUACAUCAGAGUAAUUUAAUUUGAAUAGAUCUGUAGAAAUACCCUCUGCUUAAAAUAAAUUGAAAACUUAUCAGCUUAAUUACUUCAAUAAGAUACAAGUCAUUAAGACUAAAAUUUAAAAUCUAAAAAAUCAGAGAGCUAUUGCGUUGACUCACGAUUUUAGAGACUAAUCCCAGAAGAAACUCAUUAAAUCCCAAGAUAAUCAAUCUUUACAAAAAAGAAUAGUAUAUCAUAAGCCAAAAAGUAUGUAUCUUCAAAAUCUUAUUAAAAAAAGGAAUAUUUAAAGCUAAGAGUCUCAUAGAUCUGAAAUGUCUCCAUCAAAAUCUUCAAAGAGCAAUGUGAUUUCAAGAAUAAUGGAUGAAACUCAUCAAAGCAAGGCAUCUAUAGAAAUGGAUACAGAAGAAACCACUCAUAAUGAAAAAAUAUAGAAUAUUCAAUUUUUGUAGGAUCUAUAUUCAGAUCUCUCUGACAAGAAAAAUAAGACUUCCUUAGUAGAAAGAUCUCUAAACUAAUAUAGAACCAUCUUUAAAAAGUAAGAUAUCAAGCAGUUUGAAUAGCCUAAGCAUUCUAUAAUGAGUAUUGGCAAAUAAAAUCUCAAAGAAAUUAUUUAAGAUGAACAUUAAUUUGAAAGAAAAAGCAGUUAUCUUGAGUUAGUAAAGAAUAAGAUUAUGGGGAGAAAUGACAAAAAUAAAAUAAUGAACAAGAAUAAGUCGAAUUUAAAUUCAAGGAAUUAAACUAGAAACUAUCAAUAUGAUUCAUAAAUCAUUCCUAGAAAUACAUCUCCUAUGAGUAUGUUUGCUGCAAAUAAUGACUCCUUAGUUAUGAGAGAUAACUUUAUGAAUGAGCCUUAAAAUUAAAGUAUAAAACUAAUCCAUAAGAAGGGUCUGUCUUUUCAAGAUAAAAUCACGAAAACAGAUAUCAAGCAAACUUAUUCAGAGGUCUCUCAAAGCUUUAGGAAAAACUUGUAUAACUAAUAUAAUUAAUUCGAUAAAGACAUGAAUUAGAGGAAUAUUUAGGAUGUCUCUUCUUAAUUAUAGACUCUUAAAUUCAAUGAUGUCUAGAACAAUAGUGAGUAUAGAAGUUUAGCUGUUAGGAGAUAGAGAUUGAUUUUAGCUCAAAAAUUGAAAUCAAAGCAAAGAAACAUACAAAAUGUAGAUAUUAGUGGGUUUUUCCCAGAGUUCAUCAGAAAUAACAUCAAGGAGUUAUCUCCAGUUCUAAAGAAAGCCUCUAUGAACUCUUAUAAUAUGGAAAUUGAACGAUUUGAAGAAAGCAUGCAGCCAUUGAGGUUGUCUUAAUAGCCAAAAGAAAAAGACUUUAUUAGAUAGUAUAAAAAUCUAGAUUUAAGGAGUAGAAUUGAAUCAAGAGACUUUAACUUCAAGCAAAAAGAGGUUAAUAGAUCUUUGAAUUUCGCUAAUGAAUUCAGAUCUAUACUAUGA
Stylonychia lemnae is the source of this 2040-nucleotide messenger RNA. The record is from the annotation of a GenBank genome assembly. Lineage: Eukaryota; Ciliophora; Spirotrichea; Sporadotrichida; Oxytrichidae.